Heteronotia binoei (common prickly gecko) is the source of this 2121-nucleotide messenger RNA. RefSeq names its product cytochrome P450 2K6-like. Bases 253 to 1746 code for a protein of 497 amino acids. Gene Ontology annotation, cellular component: intracellular membrane-bounded organelle; cytoplasm. Gene Ontology annotation, molecular function: oxidoreductase activity, acting on paired donors, with incorporation or reduction of molecular oxygen, reduced flavin or flavoprotein as one donor, and incorporation of one atom of oxygen; heme binding; iron ion binding. The record is from RefSeq and is a predicted model, not a curated record. The transcript is spliced from 9 exons. Gene Ontology annotation, biological process: xenobiotic metabolic process. NCBI's taxonomy places the organism in Eukaryota, Metazoa, Chordata, Lepidosauria, Squamata, Gekkonidae.
AUCCUGUCAACUUUCCAUGAUGAAUUAGACACCACCCAUUCAAUCGCAGGGUUUUUUGGGGAUGAAACACAAGAAUAUUGGGGGAAAUUUCUUAUAAAAUGCAUGAUUUGGAUGCUUGGUGAAAGAUUAUACUGGAUCAUAUCUAUAGAAACAAAUCCCUGUGGCUCAUUUUAGGGGACAGAAACACCAUUUGAUCAAAAUCCUUUGCAAAUUCCUCUGUAACUUGGACAAGCAACUCCUUGUUAGCAGGAAAUGGCUUGGAUGGAGCCUCUUUCUGUGUUGUUCCUAUUUGCCCUCACACUUGCAUUCCUUUGGAAAUGGAGCAAUUCAUGGAAGAGCAGUAGCCAAAAGUUUCCACCAGGACCACGCCCAUUACCACUCAUUGGAAACCUCCACCUACUGGAUCUGAAGAGGCCUUACAGAACCAUGCUAAAGUUCUCUAAACAGUACGGCCCAGUCUUCAGCGUCCAAAUGGGAACCCAGAAAACGGUCGUUCUGGCAGGCUACAAGACUAUGAAGGAGGCUUUGGUGAACCAAGCAGAUGCCUUUGCAGACAGGCCCGUAAUCCCAGUGUUUGAAGACUUUGAACAUGGCCAUGGUCUUGUUUUUUCUAAUGGUGAGAACUGGAAAGUGAUGAGGCGGUUUGCCAUAAGCACGUUAAGGGACUAUGGAAUGGGCAAGAAGACCAUGGAGGACAAAAUUGUUGAGGAGUGUCAUUUCCUAAUACAGGAGUUUGAAUCUUUUGAAGGAAGACCAUUCGAGGCUACUGCAAUCAUGAAUGCGGCUGUUGCCAAUAUUAUAGUGAUCAUAUUACUCGGCAAGCGAUACGAGUACGAAGAUCCCACGUUUAUGAGAUUACUGGACUUACUCAAUGACAACGCCCGGCUGUUUAGAAGCCCCUCAGUCAUGCUGUACAACAUCUUUCCUGCACUGCGUUUUCUCUGUGGUGGUCUCAAGUCUCUCGACAAGAAUAUUAAGGAACUGCACGCCUUCAUACAGGCCACCUUCAUAGAACACCUCAAAGAACUGGAUGUGAAUGACCAGAGGAGCUUCAUCGAUUCUUUUAUAACCCAGCAGCAAGAGGAAAAGAAGAAGUGCCAGAGCAACAGAUUUUUUCAUAAUGAAAACCUAAAAGUUGUUGUGGAGAACUUAUUUGGCGGUGGCAUGGAGACCACUUCAGUUACCUUGCGCUGGGGUCUGUUGCUGAUGAUGAAGUACCCAGAAAUUCAGAAGAAAGUGCAAGAAGAAAUGACAAAGGUCAUUGGAUCAGCACAGCCACGGAUGGAGCACCGAGCAAAACUGCCCUACACGGAUGCCGUGAUUCACGAAGUUCAGAGGUUUGGUAAUAUUUUCCCUUACGGCUUGCCACAUGCCACCAGUGCAGAUGUCACUCUUGGAGACUACUUCAUCCCAAAGGGAACGCAUAUCUUUCCAUUCCUGUACUCUGUGCUGUGUGAUGAAUCGGAGUGGGAGAAACCUUUUCAAUUUUAUCCUCAGCACUUCCUUGAUUCUGAAGGAAAGUUUGUCAAGAGAGAUGCGUUCUUACCUUUCUCUGCAGGUCGGCGAGCGUGUGCUGGAGAGACCCUGGCCAAAAUGGAGCUCUUCCUCUUCUUUACCAGUCUUCUGCAGAGAUUCACUUUCCAGCCAGCCCCUGGGAUGUCGAAAGAAGACCUGGACCUGUCCUAUGCAGUUGGGUUAAGUGGGGCUCCAGUGCCCUACAAUUUCUGUGUUUUGCCACGUUAUUAACAUCCCACCGUGUUUAGCUUCCUCUGCACACCAUCCUUGUCUUCUGAAACCUUUGCUUAAUAAGGACAUUUCAGAUUCAACAGAAUCACACUGUGGUUGGUCACAAACGUUCGUGUUUCAUAUACCUAGCUGUGGAUCCCCUACAAGCUAAAUCAAAGACGUAACUUGGUUCGAAAUUUGGACUUCGCUUCUUGAAUUGUUUGCUCUACAAUAAGAAUGUUUCUGCAUCUGAUGUCUUCUAUUGACGCAUUACAAAUGUCUUUCAGUCCCCCAAACAACUAAUGUGAGCCAACAGCUAUCAUAUCCUUUAAAGUGAGAUCCUUCCAAUGCUACCAACUAUGUAGACAAAAUAAAUAUCGUUAAUGUUGUGUUUUA